UUCCUUCAGGUCCUCCACCGCCUCAUCUCCUCCUCCAGCGGAGCGGCAGGAUCAGAGAGGAGCAGCAUCAGCAUCACUGUCGAGCAUCUCCCUCACUGGGAGGGAGAGGAGUGGAGAAAGGCGAGAGAGAGAGAGAGAGAGAGAGAGAGAGAGAGAGAGAGAGAGAGAGAGAGAGAGAGAGAGAGAGAGAGAGAGAGAGAGAGAGAGAGAGAGAGAGAGAGAGAGAGAGAACCAAACACUGAGAAGUUUUUAGUUGGAGGGAGGACCAGCAGGGGAGAGUUUGGAGUGAGAGAGCUCUGUGGGUGGCUGCAGGGGGGGACCGGGAGCUUCAUUUCCCCCUCUUUCACUCUUGGCCGUGAGCUCCGUCUGCCUCCCUCCUCCUCCUCCUCCUCCUCCUCUUUCUCCUCUUCUCCGCUCCUCUUCUCACCCCGACUCUCCUCCCAGCUCCCGCCGUGGGGUCUCAGCUCUCCGUCUCCCUCCCCCCCCUCCCUCGCUCCCUACCUCCCCCGGGCCCUGCUGGGAGCCUCCGGGCUGCUGCGCCGCAGGAGGAUGUCUCGCAGGGAGUCUCCGCCGCCGCCCUCGCCGCCUCCGCCGCUGCUGGGGUUGCAGAGAGGGGAGGUGCAGUGCGAGGAGCGUCCGGAGCGAGCCGAGCCUCUGUCCGACGCCGAGAGGGAGAUCAUCCAGGACUCGUGGGGACACGUCUACAAGAACUGCGAGGACGUGGGGGUGUCCGUGCUCAUAAGGUUCUUUGUCAACUUCCCGUCGGCCAAACAGUAUUUCAGCCAGUUCCAGGACAUGGAGGAUCCGGAGGAGAUGGAGCGGAGCAGCCAGCUUCGGCACCACGCCCGCAGGGUGAUGAACGCCAUCAACACUGUGGUGGAGAACCUCCACGACCCGGAGAAGGUGUCGUCAGUGCUGGCCCUGGUGGGAAAGGCUCACGCUAUCAAGCACCAAGUGGAACCCAUUUACUUUAAGAUCCUGAGUGGCGUCAUGCUGGAGGUGCUUUCUGAAGAUUUCCCAGAGUUCUUCACAGCAGAAGUGCAGAUGGUGUGGACCAAGCUGAUGGGGGCGGUGUACUGGCAUGUGACGGGGGCCUACACAGAGGUGGGCUGGCUCCAGGUCUCCAGCUCGGCGGUGUGAAGACUUAUGAAGAAGGAUGGGGUAAAGGAGUUUCCAGCGGACUUAACGAAAUGAAAAAAAAAGGAAAAUGAUGUGUUUGUGUGUUAAAUGUGGAGGGAGAAUUGCGGGGAGUUCGGUGAGGAUGGUUUCACAGACGUGGAUCCGGUUAACGUGGUAAUCCGUGAAACGUUGUUCUUUAUUUUGGUGCUAAGGUUUCGUUGCUGUGGUAUUUCUGCACUUCACUUCCCAGAGAUGAGUUGGACACCAAACAAUGUAGCAAGAUAUCAUUUUAUUCCUCAGAUACUAGUUGUAAGUGGUGCUUUGGUGUGUGUUUUAAGCCAAACAUGCUCUCACUGCUCAUACUAACUAUCUAGUUCUUCUGCUGUUGCUGCACAUCACUCCCUGUGCAGCACGACAUCUUCUUUAUGAAAGAGCUGCUCAGUGUUUAGCAGAUUUUUAUUAGAUUUCUAUCGAGAGUAACUGACUCUCUGGUCCUGUCUGAAGGCCUGUCAAGCUCUUAAAUCUUGCAAAGCUGAUAAUAGUGGCAGAUUUACAGCUUAAAAUUCUCAAUAUUUUUCUUGCUCCUUGAUUGGAGAUGGAGGUGGACAUAAGCAGGCUUUUCUUUUUAUCUACUUCUGCUUGCUAAUUACUGUCAACUUUAACGAGAAUUCAAAUUUCAGAAAUGAGAACCUUGUAAAAGGUCUGAAAUAUGCAGGUGAAGGCUAAAUAACAGUGGCAUUAUAUCAGACUAAAAGACUUAAAGUCACGAGUAACGGAAAAGAUAAGAACAUCAAUGUGUUGUGUGUUGUGGAGUCACUAGUCCUCUUAAUAUCGUAGAUUCUGAUAGGAGACGAUCGCUGGAAGAUGAAAAGGUGUCGUAUCACCAUGUUUUUGACAUGACAUCUAACUCCACAAAAUACAGAUAACUAAAAAAGUAGCCAGCUGAUAGACGAAUACACCGAUCAGCCUCAACGUUAACGUCACUCACUUUAUAUUGUAUAGAUCUCCCUUGUGCCACCGGUGUCUUGUGGUGUUUGGGUCUCGUUUCCUGGAACUCAUUCUGGAUCUGGAUUGUUUGGAGGUCAGAUACACACCCAUUAUUUCCAGGUAAUCAGAUUGCCAGCCAGUGAACUUGCGAUAAAAGUUCACCUAAAUUUGAAAUUAGCCCGGCAUGGAAGGCAACACAGAGGAAAAGCUGCUGUGUGUCUGAAUUCCUUAAAUUGAAGGAGAAAAGUUUGCAUUUUUAAGAAUAUUUCAGGAGGAAAACCCAAUCUUGGAAACAGGUUGGCGAGUCAGAUGUGUUAUAACCUCUUUAUAUACAGUCACUAGCUCCAGUAGUGGGUUUUUUGUUGAGCUGAGGUUAAAGUGUUGCCUCUCAGUCGUUCUACGGCUCGAUUAAACUGUCCUAAUUGAGAUAAUGAGGUACCCUCUAAAAAUACUGUUUGGACUCAACAAAAAAAUGCAACAAUUUGCAUCACUCUUUUUGAGUUCUAACAACCUCGAAUGGAAGUACCUUCAACCAACAAAGUUCACUGAGCUAGGGGAAUUAGCUUUUCCUCUUUUAAUUAAAGUUGUUUUCAUUCAGUAGUCUUAACAUUCAGAAAAUGUCAAGGCAUGUUAAGAUAGAAGGGGGUGGGGCAUGAAAUUCUGAACUAAAGCUUCAUCUAAAUCAGUAAAUAUAAUUUUCUUUUUAUUGUUGCAUCAACACAUUUAAUUAAGUGGUGGAAUAGGUCCUUUGAAUUACUUUUUAGAGGAAAAAGAGGUGUUGUUUUAUACAAGAUAUUCUAUAAAAGUCACGAUUUGAAAACAGGACCAGAGGUUUCCCCGCAGAACGUUGCAUUUUAAUGAGAUGAUCAGUGUCAUUCACUUCACUUGUCAGUGCUUUUAAGAUUCAAGCUGAUCGCUGUACGUUCUUAAGACGUGUUAGUAGACUAAAUGUACUUACAGUAGUAAGCUAAUCAGGAGACAUGCUAACAGUCAAAACUCUACUAAUCCAUCCUCCAAACUCUUUUUUUCUUUGUUGAGACACAAUUCUCAGUCUGUUUUUUUUACUAAAACGGGAGCUGAAGUUUUGUUUGUUAGAGUCUUUUCUCUGAGUUUGUUAAAUUUGAGAAAGCUGCUGUUUGUAUUUAAAAACGUGACUCACAGUAACAAGAUCAGUCAGGAUCUUACAGCAAAUUUAGUAUUUUUUGACACCUCGACAGGUGAGCUGUCACACAGAGUCACAGUUUAAAGCUGCAGUCAAAUAAUUUGUUCACUCUUAUUAAAAGUCUGAGCUGUUUACUGAAAUGACAACUACCAUAUGGGCAUUCAAAAAUUGUGUUCAAAAGAUUGUGUUCAACAUUACAAAAGUAGCUUUGCACAAAAAAUCCAAAUGUAAAAAUUCAUCUUAAAACAGCAUCUCUCAUUUCACUGAUAAGCUCAGCUAAAAAAAGUAGAAAACCAAAGAUAUUUCUUCUAAAUUAUGAAGUCAAAUAAAUGCUUAAUUAAUUCAUAGUAGUAGUGACAUCAUCAAGCAAAUUAAUACAGGACAUAAGUACUCUCAGCUAAAAAUAAAUUUUAAAAAAAUGUCAGCAGAAUGUGACAUGAAAAACAUUUUAUUCUACGAUGAUAAUACACAUUUUCAGCUUUUAGAAAACCACAAGUUCAACUGAUGAAAGUAAUUUGUGAGCAACAGAGACAACAUAAUUGGGUUGGUAUAUUUUCAUUAUUUGUGGUCUUUCAGUGUUGCAUUCUGCCACUGAACACUUCACGCUAACAAAGCGUCAAUUAAUCUAAUUUGACGUGAUCGCUCAAUAUCAAUAAAGCAUUAAAAACAAAACUCACUUUUAAGGAAUGUGUUUAAUACCAGCUGGUAGCUUAAAGUUGCUGAUACACUGAUUUCUUAACAUGUGGAAAAGUCCAAAAGCUUGACAGGCCUGAUGCUACAGUUAAUAAGUUAACACUGUGUUGGACUAUUAGUUGGAGAAGAAACAGAUAUUUAUCGAUGUAAAUGUUGCGGAUUAUUACCUUACAGAGUUCAUUUCUGUAGAAACUUGCGGUGAGAGAAGCAUCCUCUGGGCCUCACAUGUGAGUUCACCUCAUGAAAGAUAAAAGAAAUGUUUAGACGAGGAAUGAUUUUUACGCUACGAGAGGGGGCAGGUAGUUGUUGAAGCCCCGGCUACGGGACCAUGGAGCUGCUGACUGUUAAUAGAUCCUCUUUGUGUCCUACUACAGUAUAUCCUCAUGUUUAGGGGACCUGUGCCCCUUUUCUCUCUCUAUUUAAUGUCUUGUUUAACUUUACUGAGGUGUUGUUUGUAUAAGUGUACAGUGGGCAAAUGUGCAUACUCUUCUGCCUUUGUUUACGACUCAUUGACGUGUCAAUUUGUUGGCGGGUUGAAGAGGGCUUUUUUUGCUUUGCUCAAAGUCUUGACUAGCAACUAUGCUUUUUUCCCCCCUAUCAUUUCAUUUAAUUGCACAGACACUUAUACAUUGCAAAAGUAAGAUGGAAAAUGUCAGCAGAUGGACACAAUCAGCCGCCACACGCAUUCACACACUCAUGCAACGUCUCCUGGGCUAAUAUUUACAGCACUGUCAGUUGGUUUACCUCUUCAAAACCCAAUUGGAGAGACGUGCUGCUUUAAAGGCUCCAUUAAGGGCUUUAGAAACCCACUCUGGAGGUCUGUGAAACACAUGUCCGCUCUAGAAGUGCCAUCAGGCUGUUUCUGUGGAUCUCUCACCAGACUAACACAAGAAGCGACAUCCAAAUACAUGCAAACGCACAAGCUGCAUAAUGUGGUUUGUGUUGCCUUCACUGGAACGCAGUGGAACAAGGAGAAUGGAAACUCUGCAGGCCUCCUCUGAGUCUUUACCUUGUUUAACCUCGGCGUCUUUGGGCCACCUGCCCUCCUGCUAACAGUCCCCAUCUGCGAGUCUCACUCCAGUCAAUUCUCAAACAUUCACAGCAAAUCUGUUUAGGAUGGACAUUUGAUCCAAUCUCCAGUUUGCAUCUGCUCCACUGACGUCCUGUAUCUCCCAUCUGACCCCCGUCGGCAUCUGCAUCUGGCAUUAAUGAGGAAGUAAUGAGUCUCCUCUCCUCCUCAUUUGGUCAUUCAUCUACUGUAACUUCCCUUUGCCUCUGCUGAGACCGAGCCACUGACAGCAAAAACAAUUACGACCACACAGAUGGUCCUAAAUCUACACCAUAGCCGCUUUGUAAAAAAAAAAAAAAAAAUCCCUGUCAGUCACUUGAAAAUGAGUUUAGCGCAGAAUGAAUUCCCCAAAUUUGUGUGACACCUUUAUGCCAUGUUCCAUGUUGUGAUGUUCCCACAUUUUCCUGCUGUCUUUAGAAAGCAGGAAAAGAUUCACAGCCUCCUGAUGUGAUGAAGAAGUCCAGUAGAACAAGCUUCAUCAUGAAUAAGAGUGCUUGUUUCUCACUAGUUCAUGUUGCAAAACUGACAAAGGUUUUGCCCACAGAAAUACAUGACUCUUGUGGGUUUUUUUUUUUACCAGUGAAGUCAAGCAAAAAAAAAAAAAAAGCUUCAUAAUUUGGAUUUUUGCUUCAUCAAUAUUACAGUUUCCCCACUUUUCUUCCACUUGGUCUUUCCACGCUUCUUGAUCCUGAAUAAAUCUCGAUCUCCUUGAAAUUAGGGAACUAACUGAUUGAAAUUCAAAGACCAUUUUCACGCCUGACUGCAAAAUUUUAAUUUGUCAGAAAAAAGCACAAGUGAACUAAUAACACAAUCAGUGGCUCCUUUCCAGCAGUUACAACACAAUGCAGUUAUUAGAUAUGCUGUUGAAAAGUCAAAUUUGAGAACCACAGCCUCAGACCAAACUGUUAAAUCAUCAAUAGCUGUGUUUCUAUCUGCCUUUCUAUUGCAUUUAUGAUUUGUGUAUUUAAAAAAAACUGAAUGAAAAUAUAGGGAACUGUUGAAUUGAAAAUUUAGAGUUGCAGUGCAAUGUGACAAAUUAGCAAAUAAAUUCACUUUGUGCCAAAUCCUCAGUAUUUGCACCAGUAACGGAUGGAAGCAAAUUAUUUCACAUUCCAUUUUUGCCAUUUUUGAUGGAAAGAUUGAGUAUUAAUAAUCACUUUAUUUUUCAAAGUGAGUCAUGUUAAAUAUCUCCUUUGAAAUGUUAUUAAAGUUUAAUCCACAUUUGUGCGCAGAAACCAACUACAAAUUGCUUUAUCUCAAGUUAAUAUCUUCUUUUUCAUCCUCUUGUUUUCUCAAAACAACAAUAUAUUUUUCUUGUUAUAUUUACAUAAGAGAUUUUUGCUCCAGCUAUGAGAAAAUGUCCUGGAAUGACCAGACAACUUUAAUUGUAAAUCUGAUCUUUGUGAUUUUCAUAAAAUGAGAUUAAAAGAAUAACAACCACAACUGUUCUCGACUCACCGUUGACAUCCAACCACUGCACAAGUUUACUGAAGGCUUCCAUUAAACAAACUGCUUUGGAGCGGAACCGGAGAGAAAUGAGCCAAACAUGGAUAAAAAUACACACUGAUGUCAAACAAAUCAAAGUAAACCAUUUCCACUUUGGCUCAAACAGCUCUGGAGGCCGUAAAACUGAGUCAAAAUACCCCCUCAGUUCUUUUCAUUGCCAGAUUUCUGAGACUCAAAGGUCAGACCUCAAGCAGCUUGAGGUUCGGGGGAAUAUUUUUGUUAAACUUCCUUCGACAUCUUGUUUAUUAAACAGUGUGUGAUUUGAAACCUGUCUGCAAACACUGUGAAGCUACAGGUUUCGUGACCCUCGUCAGGCGUCUGCAUGCAGCACGUUCCCCCAGACACUAUAAACACACACAGCUAUGUGCAGACACAUCCCAAUUACACUUCUCACUAACAUACGGUCGGGCCGUGUCCUCGCAUGCCAAGUGUAUCAGCAGCACUUACUCCAACAUACGUUUUCAGUCAUUUUAAUCUUAAAAUAAUUUAAGUUAACACGUUCAUCCUCUUUCAGCGAUUAAGGGCAUCACAGCAUAUGUGGAACUGUGUGCUUUUGUUGUGAAAUGUUUCUGUCUAUCAGUUGAAAAGUCAGGACUUUAUAUUUUUCUAAAUAUAUCUCUGAGAAGGAUUCUGUGUAUUUGAACACUGUUUAUGCAUACAUGUCAUUGUAUACUGCGCUGUCAGUGGGAGCGAGUGCAGUGGCUUUGUAGUGUUUUGAGCAUGUUUGCACAGACUUGUACCUUCGCAGACCUGGUGAAAAUGAGUCAUGACCAUCAAUAAACUAUACUUGUAA
Molecule: messenger RNA, 7329 nt
Organism: Amphiprion ocellaris (clown anemonefish)
Lineage: Eukaryota; Metazoa; Chordata; Actinopteri; Pomacentridae
Gene: cygb2
Product: cytoglobin 2
Exons: 3
Coding region: 550-1140 (196 amino acids)
Biological process (GO): oxygen transport
Molecular function (GO): iron ion binding; heme binding; oxygen binding
Source: RefSeq, a predicted model, not a curated record